AUGACGCAAGUUGAGUUAGGGCCUUCGUUUGAGCCUCAUGUGACCGUAGUUGGCGCUCAGAGGAUGAGCAAGGCCGAUGCCUGUUCCAGAUUAGAAGCCGCCUGCAGGACCCUAACGCCUUACACCUGUUCGCUCACUCAGGUGGCCUGCGGCACCUUCUUCUACCAGUGUAUUUACGUUCUGGUCGAUCCAACACCUCAGGUUAUGCAAGCAAAUCUGAAGGCAAGUCAUUGCUUUGGCAUAGUUGACAAACCCCAGCCAUACAUGCCACAUUUAAGCCUUUUAUAUGGAGAUCUACCUGAGGAGGACAAACAGAAAGCCAAAGUGAAGGCAGAGUCAUUCAAUCAUCUUCUCUGCAAUACAGAAUUUGAGGUCUCCAGUUUAUGCUUGUACAAGACAGACACUCAAGACAAGUCGCUCCAAUCGUGGGAGAAAGUGGCCAAGUGUAAUCUUAGAGACUGCACUGAGACUGAGAAUUAUACCUAAGCUGAAAUCUCAACGA
Molecule: messenger RNA, 502 nt
Organism: Cryptomeria japonica (Japanese cedar)
Lineage: Eukaryota; Viridiplantae; Streptophyta; Pinopsida; Cupressales; Cupressaceae
Product: cyclic phosphodiesterase-like
Exons: 3
Coding region: 1-486 (161 amino acids)
Biological process (GO): cyclic nucleotide metabolic process
Molecular function (GO): 2',3'-cyclic-nucleotide 3'-phosphodiesterase activity
Source: RefSeq, a predicted model, not a curated record